CAGGUCACGUGAAAUAGAUGUAUCUCGAUUUUUAAUUAGAAUGCUAGAAAUGGUUGUUUUGUCCGUAUACCCGAGGACAUGACCGGGGUUAUCCCAGUGAUGCUCACUGAGACGGUUGUGACCCUGAUAGACUGGGAGUUUGGUUGCGCGACGAUCUAUUCCUGGCAAUUUGCCAGCACCUCCUCGCCAAAUCUUCAAUGGCCUCCUCUAGCAAAGGUUAGAUGGCAAUUCCCAAUCUUUACCACUGCUGGUUAUCAACGUACCCGUGACUGGCUCAUCCUCGUCCGAGCGACAAGUAUGGCAGUGCCCCAUGCUGAUCGGCGACUUGUGAAAGAUGAGAUUGUCGCAACCGGGGCUCGGGCUCCAGCAAAACUGCUUGACAUGGAACACUACAGCGGUGGGAAAACCAGGGUGCCGGUCCAAAAGGCCGCGACAGCGGUGGAUCCGAACCAUGUGGAGUCCAUGGCAGGAUGUGCAGUUGACUUGGCCCAACACGCACAUCUUUUUCUCUCUCUCAAUGCUUUAAUUUUAGACGGCCUUGAUGUUAGACGAGAACAUGAUUUGGCCGAGAUGCGGAUCCUCCGGGGAAGACAAUCCGGUCGUGCUUUUGAAAGGCUCUGUUUGCUUGUAUGUUGCACGACAUGCCUCGUGUCUCAACUCUUGAGUUCCCCAUUGCCCAGCAAAACGAAUGGUUGAGGAACAACGACGCCAGAAGAUUGCCGACUAGAGCACAGACGGGUGCUGAGUCUCUGUGAAACAGAUUUCUAGCCGUUAUCUUUUAGUGGUGCCACUGUCUGUUUUACGGCCGUUUUCUUGUCGUGUUCUCGCCGAUGCAACCUCGGCACGGCACUCCCAGUGGCGUGACAUUUUGUACGGGCUCCGACCAACCUUGAGAUAGAAUGCUGACGCCGAGAGAACAUGCCAGGGAGCCUUGUUUGGC
Molecule: messenger RNA, 940 nt
Organism: Ilyonectria robusta
Lineage: Eukaryota; Fungi; Ascomycota; Sordariomycetes; Hypocreales; Nectriaceae
Exons: 1
Coding region: 79-696 (205 amino acids)
Source: RefSeq, a predicted model, not a curated record